Messenger RNA from Nicotiana attenuata, 2736 nucleotides. RefSeq lists its product as uncharacterized. Bases 1581 to 2729 code for a protein of 382 amino acids. Lineage: Eukaryota; Viridiplantae; Streptophyta; Magnoliopsida; Solanales; Solanaceae. The transcript is spliced from 2 exons. The record is from RefSeq and is a predicted model, not a curated record.
CCAAUACCAAGAUAAACGAAGAAUUAAAUAGAUAAAUUAGAGAAUAAAAUAGAUCAAACCGGUAUGCAAGACAAAUCUCGACCUCGACCUAUGGCAAUCUCGAGGUGUGAUAAUAGGAAUAGCAAAUGACAAAGCAACUCUGAUGAACAGUAAGUGAAUUAGCAAGAAAGUAAUGAUGUAUAUUUUCUUAGCAAUGAAUCAUGAUCGUUACAAAUGAAUGAGAUCCCCCUUUAUAUAAUAGGGGAGUCCUAAAUAAGGUACAGUUCUAAUUAAAGUAGGAAAUCAUAUUUGAUAACUGAUUAACCGCCGAGGAUCAGUCCACUCCGAAAUUCCGGUCCAUUGCCGGUAUCUCGCUCUUUCCGUUACUGAACUAUACCGACAUCAUCUCGAAAUAUGCCUUCUUCUAACCUCGAUAAGUGAUAUCGACCUCGACCUUGGAAAGAAACUUCGACCCCGAGUUCGAUUUCCUGGUCUUCCGACGUACUAUCACUUUUUCCAUCGAAGGACGAAAUCGGGUAGCCCCGAUUUCCACCGUAUACAGAUAUCCCCUUGUUUCUUAGAGUAAAACGAGAAGAAACGACUUGAGCCUCGAUUUUCUGGAGACCCCGAUAAUGACAUCAUUCCCGUGACAUAAGCGGUCGAGGUAAUCGAAAAGUCCCGUCGGUACAUUUCCCCAAACCAUUAAUACUUGCUAGUGACGGUCGGCCACUAGCAUCACCCAACCGUCGCCGUGAGCCUAUAGAUACCGGCUCUUUAUUUGAAUCAAAACUUUACUUCCAUCUUCACCAAGUUUUUCUAAGUCUUUUCCUCUCUCCAUCUCUUCUCUUUUACCAUCCGUUGAAUCAAUUACGUUAGUAUCAAAACACCAAUUUCGCCUCUUUCCGCUUUAUCCCAUCUAAAUCAAUGGCGAAAACUUCCAAAACCGUCCCACAAAAGGAGAGCUUCUUUUUCUUCUUCUUCCCGGCCCUUGUGUUCUAAAAGACGACUUCAAAGUCGAGAACCCUCCGUCGGUCCCCGUCCGAUGUUAUCACGUAUCAAGGCAUAUUUGCUCGAUAACGGUGAAACAGCUUGAGGCUGUGAAGAAGGACUGCAACUGGGGGCCGAGGUCGUGGUACAAAUCCCUACUCCGAAAGAAAGUAUUACCACUCACGUGGAGGGGUUUCUAAGUGUUUACACUUACCCCUUCACGUUGGGUCCUCUUGACCCAGUUGUCCUCUACUUUUGCAAGAUGUACCAGGUUACCCUCGGUCAGGUGCAUCCCUCGUUCUGGCGCAUAGUGAUCAUGCUCCACUUCUUCUCUAGCAAGGCCACGGGGUUGGAAUUCACUCUCAGCCACCUUAUACGGUUGUAUCGUCCUCGACUUUUCCGAGGAUUAAUCAAGCUCCAACGCCGAUCAACGAAGUCCUUUUUUGUAAGCAUCAAUAAAGACAAGGAUCGAGGUUGGAUGAGCCGAUUCGUGCAGGUAAGGACCUGCGACCUCAUCCCCAAGGAGAAACUGUCGUUCCCCGAGAAGUGGAACCCCAAACGUAAGUGAUUUUUUUUAUCUAUUAAUCUUCGUACUCCAUAUUUUGCUUUAUUUAAUGCCUUCAUCUAUUUCGCAGCGGUUGCUUGGAUGCCUCACGCGGUUCCCGACCUCGAAGACUGGGUUCGGAAGCUGGCUGCGACUUCCUCCCAUGCCGAGCGCUGCUGGCGUGACUUGGCAAGGGGCAGAUGGGAGGCCAAGAAUCAUGGUAAGUUUACCUAGUGAGAUUUUGGCGCCCUUUUCUUGUAACGUUUCUUUUCACUUAUACUCGAUUUCAUUUUGCGCAGGCCUCGGGGAUGUCGCUGAAAUGAGGCUGAAACCCACCUGGGGAAGAGGUGGCUCCCAAACCGGCCAAGGACAAGAAAGGAAAAGGGCCUCACCUUCCGAUACCCCAAAGCCUAAGAAGAGUAAGGCUCGUAAGCCGAAGGAUGACUUUGCCGCUCUACCUGUUGACGUAGACCAAAGGCUACGAGAUGUAGAAGAGGAGGGCGAAGAUGUUGGUUACGAGCUGGUGCCUCGAAAGAGGGGGAGCGUCAAAGCUUCAACAACGGCUGAGCCGGUGAUGGCCGAGGAAAAUAACCCUCGGACCGAGGAGAUCGCGGAAAGUACUCCGAGAAAAGCUCCCGAGUCAUCGGGGGUAAAAGAUGCUUCCUCCCGUGAUAAACAAAUGGCGAGUGUGCCCGAAGGGUCCGAUUCUAGGGCUCUUCGGAAGGGAGAGAGCGCCCCAAGUGACUCGCUUGGGGCAAUCAAUAUUGAUGAUUCGCCGCUCGACCUUGAAUUCUUUGAAGGGCAGUUUUGGGAGGCUCAGUCCUUGGAGACCCUCGAUGUGGGAACUACCCACGAUGGGGAAGACAUAUUCCGCGGCUGCCACGCGUGGGUCGAUGAUGUUUCCGACCUAGAUGCGACGAUCGUUUUUGGUGAGGCCCAUCGCCUCCUAAACCAGGAUGUGACACUUCAUCGGGAAGCAUUCACCAAAUACCAAGCCGAGCUGAGCCGGUGUGAGGACAAUCUCAAAAGGCUUACUGAGGAGAGAGACGCCCUCAAACGCGUCUAUGUGCAGAAAGAAGAGGAGCUCAAAGACCUUCGAGCUGAAUUGGCCCAGGCUCGUAAGGAAGAAGCCGAGCUAGAUAAGCAGUUAACUAACCUUUUGAAAGAGUACGGUCUCGACCCAACUGUGGAGGCUAAUACUUCAAUAUCUCAGUUGUAGCAAAACC